AUGGCAGCAAUGAGGGCUCGUCACAAGAUUCGAGCUCCCAAGAGGGGUGUCUCCAAAAAGACCGAAGAUUUCGAUUCUAUCUGGACAGACCUCUCGUCAUUCUUGACUGGAAUCAAUACGAAAGAAUAUGCAGCUCUUGAAUAUGAAGAUAUCUAUCGCCUCGCCUAUAAGAUCGUGUUGAUGAUGCGGGCCCCCGAUCUUUACGAGAAAGUCAAACAACUGGAGCAGGACUGGCUUCAGACCAAAGUUCGAACCCUUGUCACAGAUUCGAUUUCUUCAUCUCUUAUACGUGCCCAAAAAUCCACCGAUACGCAAGAUCAGUCCAGUGAGAGGAGGGAGGAGGGGGAGAAGUUCCUCACUGUUCUGAAAGUAGCUUGGGCUGAUCAUCAAUUCGGCAUGGGCAUGGUUGCCGAUGUUCUGCUAUAUAUGGACCGUAUGGUAAGAAGCCAUGAACACCCACCCAUCUACGUCGUCUGCAUGUCGUUGUUCCGAGACCAUAUCAUACGAUCCCCUAUCCGUGCCGGCUCUUCCCUGACUGUUAUGGACAUGCUUGAAUCCACAAUAUUGUUUAUGAUUCAAUUAGAACGUUCCGGGCAUCUGAUUGAGCGGCCGCUCAUUCGACAUUCCAUCCAAAUGUUGGAGGGCCUCUAUGAAACCGUCACAGAGGAAGAGAACUCAAAGCUUUAUCUGACUGUAUUUGAGCCGGCCUUCCUCAAUACAAGCAGGGAAUUCUAUCGUGCAGAAGGGCAACGGCUGUUGGAAUUUGGAGAUGCUACCACGUUCUGCCGCCUCGCAACCCAACGGAUUACCGAGGAGCAGGAGCGAUGCCGCUUCAUGUUGUCGGCCACAACAGAGUCAAAGGUCCUUGAGCUGUUGGAUGAGGAGCUCAUCCGUGCCAAUAUUGACGAAGUCGUCAAUCUCGAAGGAACCGGUGUUCGACACAUGCUGGACCAUGAUCAGCUAGAUGGGCUACGAAAUGUGUACCUGCUCAAUCAGAGGGUCGACAAGAAAAAACAAGCAUUGACAAAUUUAGUCAACAAGCGGAUUGUGGAAAUGGGCAAAGAAAUCAAUGCUUCCUCCAUACUCCUACCACAAGCCCCGGCCCGGCCGACAGGGAAAGAUGACAAAGGUGACAAAAGGACCGAGAAAGCAAAAGACAAGGAGAAGCCUCAGAAUCAGCAAACAGUGUCCGCAAUCCGUUGGGUAGACAACAUUCUCGGCCUCAAGCGGAAAUUCGAUGGUAUUUGGGAGAAUGCAUUCGCGUCCGAUCAGGGGUUGCAGAGCUCAAUCGGGGCGAGCUUUGCUGAAUUUAUCAAUUUGAAUCCGCGAAACUCCGAGUAUUUGUCCCUUUUCUUUGACGAAAACUUGAAGAAGGGCAUUAAGGGAAAGACGGAAAGCGAGGUUGAUGUUCUUCUGGACAAUGGCAUAACACUGCUGCGCUAUAUCAAGGACAAGGAUCUCUUUGAGUCCUAUUACAAGAAACACUUAUCACGUCGACUUCUGAUGAAACGCUCUGCUAGCAUGGAUGCAGAAAGACAGAUGAUUUCCAAGAUGAAGAUGGAGGUCGGUAACCAGUUCACUCAGCGCAUUGAGUCUAUGUUUAAGGACAUGACCAUAUCGGAAGACCUUACCAAUAACUACAAGGAUCACAUUGCGCGCAACGGUGAUCCCUAUCAGAAACCAGUGGACUUGGAGGUCAACGUUCUCACCAGUACCAUGUGGCCGAUGGAGAUCAUGGCAAACACCAAAGAGGGAACACUCCAGCUUCCUUGUAUUUUCCCGCGAGAGAUUGAUGCACUCAAACAAAGCUUCGAGAGGUUUUAUCUGGACAAGCACAGUGGGCGCAAAUUGUCGUGGCAAGCGAACAUGGGUACAGGCGAUCUUCGAGCCACUUUCAUACGCCCCAAUGGCAAAGUCCAACGCUACGAAUUGAACGUCUCAACCCACGCCAUGGUGAUCCUACUGUUGUUCAAUGAUCUUCCAGAUGGGGAGGAUCUCACCUAUGACGAUAUCAAAACUCGCACCCAGAUCCCAGACCAUGACCUUGUUCGCAACAUGCAAUCGCUCGCCGUUGCCCCGAAGACUCGAGUGCUGACGAAGAGCCCCAUGAGUAAGGACGUGAAACCCACGGAUAGAUUCUCUUUCAAUCAUGAGUUCCACAGCCCCUUUGUGAAAGUGCGCAUUGGGGUUGUCAGUGGCAGUGCCAACAAAGUUGAGAACCAAAACCAGCGCAAGGACACGGAAUCAAAGAUGAAUGACGAGCGUAAGGGCAGCAUCGAGGCUGCCAUCGUCCGCAUUAUGAAACAACGAAAAACGCUUACGCACUCUCAACUAAUGACCGAAACCCUUUCACAACUGUCUGCUCGCUUUGUUCCUGACGUCAACAUGAUCAAGCGGCGCAUCGAGAGUCUGAUCGACCGCGAAUAUCUCGAGCGAGUCUCCGAGGAGCCGCCCACGUAUGGGUAUGUCGCGUAG
Penicillium paradoxum is the source of this 2475-nucleotide messenger RNA. Its product is annotated as cullin family protein. Gene Ontology annotation, biological process: protein ubiquitination; ubiquitin-dependent protein catabolic process. Gene Ontology annotation, cellular component: Cul3-RING ubiquitin ligase complex. Bases 1 to 2475 code for a protein of 824 amino acids. The record is from RefSeq and is a predicted model, not a curated record. NCBI's taxonomy places the organism in Eukaryota, Fungi, Ascomycota, Eurotiomycetes, Eurotiales, Aspergillaceae. The transcript is spliced from 4 exons. Gene Ontology annotation, molecular function: ubiquitin protein ligase binding.